This is a messenger RNA of Schistosoma bovis, 6362 nucleotides long. NCBI's taxonomy places the organism in Eukaryota, Metazoa, Platyhelminthes, Trematoda, Strigeidida, Schistosomatidae. The record is from the annotation of a GenBank genome assembly.
GUUGGCAUAUUUUAAACUAUAGUUGUACACACACUAUGCUAGUGGAUUAAGUGAAGCGAAAAAUAAUGUUUUGCGAAAAGAUAAGAUCUGAUUAGUCGUUGAUUUGUUAAUCCUAGUAUAGUUUGCUUAGUUGUGAGAUCUGUAUGCAUUAAUCGUAGUAAGGUUCAGAGUCGUUGAUGCAGUUCAUGACCGAUUUAAACCUCGCCCGAAUGUGUGGCGAUUAAACAUAUCCAUGAAGGAGUGUACUUUAUUAAUGAACUGGUCACUUGAUACUGAUUCUUCCUUUGAGAAAGCAUUAUUUUAGUCUAAAAGUACGUUUAGCUCCGUAUCAUUCCUCUUUAUAUCACACAAUUCUAAGUUGACCGACCAACUGUUCAUCAUAGAGGAAGAACGAUAUCAUGAAACAUCUCAGUUUUAGGAAGAUUUUGGGACCUCUUCAUCUCCAGUGGCUCAAACAGUUCAUAUCUAGUUGCUGUAAGACUAAGAAUACAUACAAGCAUUGGCGAAAUUAGGGAAACAAUAGAUCCAAGAUUCCCAGAGAAGUCCCAAAACGUUGUUCUUCUAUAUCAAGAGAUGAACUUGAGAAAGAAAUCGAACCCCACCGCAGGAAAAUUCACUGAUCUGCUAAUCAAAUGGAUGACCUAAAAGCAUUGCUUGAUGCAGAGCAGGAGAAAGUGACCAAGUUGAAAGCUCUUGUGGUAAAAGAGAGAAAAGUUAACACAAAAAUCAAAUCAGAAUUGGAAUAUCUGAAGUCACUGCAUACCAGGACUCAUCAAGAAAGUGGUGGAACCGUUGAAAAAUUUGAUAAAUCGUGUUGUACUUCUGAAUUUUCAAAUGAAUCUACUUGCAUGAAUGAGGCACUACCAUCAGAGCUUGUAAGUACAUCGGUAGAAAACGCUGUAUUUAAUGAACAUAAAAGGAAUUUGCGUGUGUCAACCAACGAUAUUGAUGAUAAGACGACUGAAUAUGUAACUAAAAUUCCUGUUUGUAUAAUUUCAGCCUCUUCUUGUGAGACGUCCUCUAAGGAUUCAUUGCAGAGUUCUGACAAACAUCUACAUGUACCCUGUUUAAAUGAAACAACUUUAGUUCCUGUUAACUGUCUAUGCGUUGCAACACAAGUAGACAACUUAAAUAAUUUUGAUGGUAAGGAUUCACCAUUGUUACAACAGUUUAACACUGCAUUACAGUCAUUAAAGCUCAACAAUAGAAGUAAUCUAUCAAAAGAUGAAUUAAAAUUGGUAUUUACUGAAUGUAACAGAUUAUUAGAAGAGAUCGAUCUCUGUUCAACUGAUAAUUAUCAUGUACCUUUUAAUCAUUCCUCAUCAGAAAGUGAAAUAGUAAAGCUUGAAAAUUUUUGUCGAACUCUACCAACAGAUUUAAAUCAAUAUUCUCACUCAUUAAAACAGUCUUUUACUAAGCAAAAAGAAGAACAAAAUCCUCGCCAUAACAAACUUUCAAAUGAAUUAAAACAUGUUCAUUCAAAUGAAAUGUGUGAUGAAGAAUUACAUAUUUUAGAGCAAAGAGUAAAUGAGUUAAAACGUAGUGUUGAAUAUGCUGAAUCUUCAUUUAAUCAACUUUCAAAUAAGCUUACUUCAGUUACUCAUAUAAAUGAAGUGUAUAAUGCUAAACUAUUACAAUUACAAACAAAAUAUAAUGAUAAUUCAUUGGAUAUUACACAAUCAUUUGUUAAGUUGAAAAGUUUAUUAUAUGAUUCUUUUUUAUUACCGUUGAUUAAAUACCAUCAAGAAGUAAACAACAAUAAACAAUGUAAUUUGAAUGUGGAUUAUUUUAUUUGUGAUAAUUUUCAAGAUGAUACUGUUAGUAAGGUUGCAAAGAGUUUAAGCGAUUUCCUUGAUGAAUUGAAACAAAUUAUUAAACACUAUUACACAUUCAAUAAUAAGUGUAUUACAUCGUCCAAUGCAUGCAUUUCGACUGACUAUAAUGAAACAAAUAUUGAACAAGAGAAACUUCUGUUGGAUAAAUUGAAAAGUACAGAAUCUGAAUUAAUUAAUGCGAAUGAAAAGAUUCUAAUCUCUGAGAAUCUAAUUUCAGAUCUAAAAAGUCAACUAAAAAAUUCUGAGGAAAAACUACAUCGUAUGAAAAAUCUUUUAGUUAAAGUUAAAUUAGAUGCAACUGAACAACAGAAGAAACUUUUAGAAUUCCAAAAAAGUCAAUCUGUAAAUGUUGAAAAUAAUCAAGAAUUGAAUCGUCUGACUGAAAAAUUAUCUAAUACUGAAAAGGAGAAAGAAAAUUUGGUGUGUAGUCUGACACAAUUGCGUAGUGAAUUAACUCAACAACAUGUCUUAUGCGAAAAUCUCCAAAAUGAUAAAUGUUUAGCACUGGAUCGACUCCAAAAGUUACAAAACGAAUAUAAUGCAUACAAAGUUAAGGCUCAACUUGCUCUAUGUAACGUACGCACUCUAACCAAUCAGGUGAACACAACAGAUACUAAUAAUAGUCCUAAUUGUGAAGGGGUGAAUACUAACCAAUCUGAUUUCGAAAGCAGAUCAUUUUAUUAUUCAAAUGAAUUAGAAUCUAUGAAACACAAUCUUUUUGACGUACAAAAUCGUAUGAAAGAGGCUGAAUUGCAUGCGUCCUUAGCACAAUCAGAAUGUGAUUUGUUAAAGAAAGAAUUGAUCGAAGUGAAAACAAGACACACUGAACUGUUAUGCCAAUCUCAAAAACAAAAGCAAUCCUUAGAGGACCAACUAAUGUCAAUAACUCAACAAUGUGAAAAUCGUCUUUCUGCUGAAUUUAAAGAACUAGAACAAAAGUAUACUAAUCAACUACGUCAUUAUGAAGAACGACUUAUGCUGCAAACUCAAAAAUAUGAAAGUGAAUUGCGUCAAGAAAGAGAAUUAUGGGAGACAAAAUUAGCCAGUAUCAUUCACACAAACCAUUCACCCACUCAAAACUCGUACAGGUACGAACAGGCCUAUGGUCAUCGACGGAAUUUCUCAAUACCUGAUAAUUUGAAUCCUUUAAGCGCAAACUCUCACCAUAAAAGAGUUCAAGGAGAUGGAGCCGAUAAUUCCAUGAUUUCCCCCGUGGAAUCUGAUACGGAAUCGGAUCAUGCAGUUAGGAAUUGCUCUCUAAGUCACAGUGGCAGUGAGCAUUAUUCAUUGGCAGAUGAAGAAAACUAUAAGAAGUCUGUACAUCGAAUCACCAUACCUACUUUGGAACAACUUCUUAAUCAUCCCAAUCAAUAUUCACCAUCUGAAAAUAUGUCAUCUCAGCAUUCUGUUAAAUCAUUUCAAGAAGUUCGUAAUGUUCAACCUAAUCAGUUAGCUGGUUUACAGUCUGCUUUAACCAAUCAACAACGUCGAGUUGAAUAUCUUUCUGAAUUGUUAAGUGAAAGUGAAACAAAUGUAACUCGUUUAUUUGAGCAAAACAAAGUGUUAAAAGAAGAAAUUCGACGUCUUGAAAAUAAUUCCAAUCCAACAUUAAAAGUACAAUGUACAGAAAAUCAAGAUAUCUUGGAAUUGAACAACUCUCUUCAUAGUAACACUAGUAUACUUGUUGAACAUUUGAAAGACAUCUUACUGAAAGUUAUAACACUACCCAAACAAUCUUCAGAACGUAAUCAUCUCAUGCGUGCGUUGGCUACAUUUCUUUCUUUGAAAUCAGACGAGUUUAAAUUAUUAGAAGAGGGUUUAAAUCACAGUGUUACUUGUUCUACAUCUAAUCAGCAACAAAAUCUCUCUUCCAAUUGGAGUAGUUAUAUCUCUGCAGUUUGGCGUCAGUAAAGAACAAUAUUUAAGAAGGAAAGCGUGCAAUACUGCUUUCAAAAUAACCUUCUGUGAUAAAUGUGUAUUCUUAGUGACAAAUUUUUAAUUUACUGGUUGUGUAAUAUCUCCCUAUCAGGAAAAUACUUAAAGAUCAAAUCAACUCCGAAUAUUUAAUCUAUGAUUUUGUAAUUGUGAUCAUUAUAGCAUUCUUGUUGUUAUAUCACAUCACUUUGAUUAACUCUGUUUGGUUAUUUUUUAAAGUUAAAAGCAGUUAGUGUGAUACAUUCUCUAUUUAUCUAAACUAUUUUUCAUAUGUAUGCAUUAUUAUCUUAACACUUUGAGAAAUGAGAAGUGUUUUCUUCACUUUCACUCUUAAAAAUUGGUUUUUUCAAAAGUUGUGGAGCAUAAAUUCCUUAACGAAAAUAUAAUUGCAUUAUGUUACACGAAAUAUAUCUUACUCAAUUCACAUUCGGCACUUAAUUUUUAGGAUAACUGACAAAAAAUACCUUCACAGUGUCUCUGCAUAACAAAAUCUUAAACGUAACAAGUAUUUCCCUUUAUAUUCUCCAAUUGUGGUAAUUGACUUUUUACUCUAAUACGAGUGAAGUUAGAGUACGAUGUUUUACGUUAAUGAGUUGUAGUUUGGAUGAGUUCUACUAACAAAUAAAUGGUCUUCUCAAUAAAGUGCUUCAAGUCAAUAUUUGUAGUGCUAACCGCAGAUUUAAAUUUGCAGGUCGGGCACCUAACUACGGGAAAGUAGCUUGCGUGGUCAACGAGUGCUUGAUGUUCACAGGUCAGAUAACGGUGACCCUCUCCUGGUCGGACUACACUCUGUUUGCGGCUGAGACCAUCUCCUUGUGUAAUCACCCUCAAUGUGCUGUCUAGCGUCCUGUUAGCAACUCAGGCCGAAAUUCAGAAUGAUCUCACCAGGUUCGCCUACCUCUGGGUUAGUUGUGUACGAAACCGUCAAUCUUUUUGGAAUAACUAUCCGGAACUGGAUCAUGCUCCGGUUUGCACCAAGCUUAACCUGGACUUUAGUGCCCAGCAAACGUCUGGUCUUGAACUGACUGAUACCAGUAAAUUGACUGUAACUUCUGUUACAACCGGAUAUCAGUGUAAGGUUCAAGACUAGCAGUCAGUUCGCGGAAGAGUAUGGAUAAGCAUUGUGCGUCUUCAUAAAGCCAAGUCGCUUACAGUUCAAAAAACGCGUUCAUAAGUCCUAGGUUUUUGCAAGCUCGCCCAUCCACUCCGACGAACCUACAGUUUGAUGACACGCAGAUUUCUACGUGACGGAACUUUAUGAAGUUGGCGAACAGCCGAGAAACCGGGUAGUGUAAGCGUGCUAACAGCUUCGAAGCAGCAACUGCAUUUGUUACUGUACGGAGUUGUUUGAGCUCACUCGAACAAUCGGCAACAAGUCUGGUGUGAAACAAUUUGUGAAGUUACUGGGAGUGUUGCACCUACGAGAAGCGUCAAUCAGACUAUCCUUCCUGGUCGAUGACUGCUGAUCCACUUAGUAAGUCGGAAAUUAGUCAGGAACCUUAACUACUGAAGCCCCACGAGUUACCAGGUCCAUGCAAUCUUAUUUUGGUUCUUUUUAAGGAUAGUAGUAGAAUUAUAUUCAAGUAACUGACUGGAUUGUUUCGAAAGAUUUAGGAAUCGGAGUAUUCUGAUCACCCUGAAUAUAAUAAUCUAUAACCUGUCAAAGUUGGCGAUCCUAAUUUGCGUUAUCAUUCGAAAAACGUGCGAAUUUAGCGUAGUAAAUUUGAAAGUACCAUCCCCAGUAGUCCAGGAUUAUAAGAAUAGGUCCCAUUGGUUCAGUUUGAAAAACGACAAGAAGGCUAAGAUACCUAUUCAGAAAAAUACAUAUCACUUUUAUGCAUAUUAACUGUCAGCUAUGUACUUAGUUAUGCAGGUAAACUCAGUUCAACGUGUGUGGCCUGAUUUCGUUUGACUACUAGGUAGAAAUUACUAUAACCUCAUUAAGUCUGUUACUAAUUUGUCGCAUUUUCCACUACCGGUUGAUGUCUGUUCCGCCUUUUUUCGAAAUGACUAUAAUCAUUUGCUAAUAUUGUAUAAAUUUUACUAAAGCUUCACAUAGAUUGGCUCAACAUUAGUACGAGAAGUGCCCGAAUAAACUGUCUGUAAUCAAAAUAAAUCGUACAGCAGCCACUUAAAGAUUGAAUGUUCAUUGUAGCCUAGUGUAUUAGGGAAAUAUGGAACGACAAAUCAGUGGCCUGACCACCUUAUGUACUUUACUCAAAUAUACUUGCCUACGCCUGUUACCACUAGUGGAGCAUAGGUUGCUCACCAGCAUUAUCCAUAGAACUCUGUCCUGGACAGUCCUUUCCAGUUGCUAUUUAUUCUUUUGACGUUUGCCUCGAAUUUUGGUACAACAUUGUCUUUGGUCUUUGUUGGGAUAUUCAGGAAAAUAUCCCAAAAAUUAUCCUGUUAAGCCUAAUGCUACCCUUGGACAUAAAAUGGUAUCAUCUUAUUGGUCAAUAUUUAUUUAACGUGUUACUUUCCUACUGGCCAUUAUUGUACAAUGUUAUCUUCUAUUUUGUGGUACGUUGUGGACUGAUUGACUGGUAUAUAAACAAAGUAUGUUUGAAAUAUAAUGAUUCAUAUAUCCGA